AUGAGGCGAUUUGGUACAAUCUCUUUACGUCACCUUAACGGUGUUCGCUUUGCAACACCUCAAUUCCUCAAGAGUAUCGGAAAGGUGCGGAAUAUUGGUGUCAGUGCUCACAUUGAUAGUGGUAAGACAACCCUGACUGAACGUAUUCUGUUUUAUAGUGGUCGCAUCGCUAAGAUUCAUGAGGUGAAAGGAGGAACUGAAGUUGGGGCUACUAUGGACUCUAUGGAGCUCGAAAAGGAAAGGGGAAUUACUAUCCGCUCUGCGGCAACACACUGCAAAUGGAAAGAUUACGUUAUCAAUGUCAUUGAUACGCCUGGGCACGUCGACUUCACCAUAGAAGUUGAACGUGCUCUUAGAGUUCUUGAUGGCGCCAUCAUGCUUAUGUGUGGUGUUGGUGGUGUGCAAAGCCAAACCUUGACGGUGGAUCGCCAGAUGAGGCGGUAUGGAGUGCCACGUAUCUGUUUUAUUAACAAGCUUGAUCGUGAUAAUGCUAAUCCACAGCGUGCUCUCCGGAUGGCCAAGGAACGUUUGGGUAUUAACGCUGCUUUUAUUCAGCUCAACAUGGGCACAGCGCAGGAUUUCGAAGGAGUAGUAGAUAUUAUCGAACGUCGCGCCGUUUAUUUUGACGGUCCAAACGGCGAAGCCGUCAGAUUUGAAGAAAUUCCCGCUUAUAUAAAGGAGGAUGUUGAAACUGCACGAAAGGAGCUUAUUGGACGUCUUGCAGAAUGUGACAGCGAAAUGGAAGAACUGUUUUUGAAUGACGAAGAGCCCUCUGUGGAAGUGAUUCACGGUUCUAUUCGACGUGCAACUAUUGCUAAUAAAUUUGUUCCAGUGCUUAUGGGCUCUGCAUAUCGCAACAAGGGCGUACAGCUUCUUCUUGAUGCUGUCUGCCGUUACCUUCCGUCACCAAUGGAACGAGAAAACUCGGGCCAUUCGCUGAAGAAAGUAAAGGAUGAGGAAGGAAACGUAUCCAUUGUAAAGGAAGACAAAGUUGUCUUGCAAACUGACGAUGAAAAGGCUCUUGUUGCUCUUGUGUUUAAACUGGAAGAAACGAAAAAGACGGGUUUGUCAAAUUAUGUUCGUGUCUACGAAGGGAAGAUGAGAAAGGAACACCUUCUGAACGUUCGAAGUGGCAAGACUUUUAUACCACCGAAACUUGUCCGAAUGCACGCGGAUUCUGCGGAACAAGUGGAUGAGGUAAAGGCAGGAGACAUUUGCGCCAUUCAAGGUGAAAUUGAUGCGACGUCUGGGGAUACAAUUAUGAAGGCAGGCCCGCAAAGUGGACCAUUAAUAUCUUGCGAGGAUAUGUACGUUCCUCCACGUGUCAUUUCUGCCUCUGUCAAAAUAAAAAAUGACCGCGAUCUCAGUAGGUUGCGUGAACGUAUGAAUGCAUUUAUGCGUGAGGAUCCAACGUUUGCCUUUUACCGAAAUCCAGAAACUAACGAGGACAUCGUUGAGGGAAUGGGAGAACUGCACCUUGACAUCUACAUUGAGCGUCUGAAACGCGAAUACGACCUAGAGGUUGAGAUAGGGAAACCGACAGUAAACUACCGGGAGGUGAUUACAGAGAGAAAGGAAUUUGAUUUCGUUUAUAAACGCCAAAGUGGUGGUGCGGGACAAUGGGCACAUUUAAAGGGAUAUAUUGAAGUUCUGCCCAUCGAUAUGUCAGUAGAGAAGGGUCUAAAGAAUAAGGUCAGUGUCAAGUGCUCUAACGGCGACAUUCGCGAAGCUCUUCAAAAGUCCGUAAUUAAGCAACUUGAACGGAAGAUCUUUGUGAAGGGUGAAUUAAUGGCUGCACCGGUGUGGGGUGUACAUUUUCACCUCAGUGGUGGUGCUAUGCAUGAGGUGGAUUCAACAGACAUGGCCUUUAAGAAUGCUACACAGGAGCUGUGGGAAACCCUCCUGCCUCAACUCAAGCCCACCCUCGUGGAACCCUACAUGGAUGUAGAAAUAACGGUUCCAGCCCAAUGCAUGACUGAUGUAGCUACAGAAUUUGCGAAGCGUGAGGGUGUUGUCACUGAAACGGGUGUUAAUGGACCAGAUGCAAUUAUUCGUGGAGAGACGGCACUGGACACAAUGUUUGGCUUUAUCUCUGAUCUACGGCGGCUCACAAAAGGACAAGGUGACUUUGGGAUGCAAUUUAAAGAGUACAGGCCUAUGCAGCAGUACAAGGCGCAGUCUCGUAUGGAUGAGCGCAACAAGCAGGUCGGUCGUAAGUUGUACAAACUUACUGGGGAAUGA
Trypanosoma grayi is the source of this 2241-nucleotide messenger RNA. RefSeq names its product putative elongation factor G2-like protein. Gene Ontology annotation, cellular component: mitochondrion. The transcript has a single exon. Gene Ontology annotation, biological process: mitochondrial translational elongation. The record is from RefSeq and is a predicted model, not a curated record. Lineage: Eukaryota; Euglenozoa; Kinetoplastea; Trypanosomatida; Trypanosomatidae. The coding region runs from base 1 to 2241 and encodes 746 amino acids. Gene Ontology annotation, molecular function: GTP binding; translation elongation factor activity; GTPase activity.